AUGUCCCGUGUUACUCUGAGUGGCCAGGGUCUAACACGUUUUAAACCAUCAUCGAUUAAGAUAAAGUUUCACGACUCGACACCAAACACUUUUAAACCAGGCUUAACAUUUGUGGCCAAGAUCAUCGUGACUACCCAGGAUAACAAACCAGUAGACAGAGCUAGCAUCACAGUCACUCCUAACAUUAACACUGACUCGGUUUCAUCGGUCUUUGAAGUCGCCGGAGGAAUCGCUGAGUUUACUUAUGUUGUUUCAUCUUCAACGACGUAUUUGUCACUCGAGAUUGGUGCGAUGUUGGAAUACAAAGUUGCAUCUAACUUUCAAUUUUCUCUCGUUCGUUAUCAGGUGUUGGCUCGAGGUGGCAUCGUCACUCAAAAAGCUCAGCAGUUGGAUACUCUUGCUACAAGGAUUAGUCUCAGUUUUGUUGUCACACAUGACAUGGCUCCAACUGCUCAAAUUAUAGCUUAUGUGAUUAAAAGUGAUGGCGAAGUGGUGGCUGAUAGUCUCUCUGUUUCUGUCUCGAAUGCGUUUGAGAAUGCAGUGAGUGUGUGGUGUAGACGUCUCGUUUGGGUGUCUGAGAAAAACCCUGGGGAGAACGUAGCGCUGACUGUAACUGCGACACCGGAUUCGUUUGUUGCCGUUGCUGCUGUGGAUUACAGUGUUACGUUGCUUGCUGAUACUAAUGACAUAACACAGGCAGAUGUUAUUGAUGAGCUACAGUCUUAUGAUACUUCAACUCCCGACUGGGACGAUAGUCCAGUGUGGGCAUUUCGUCGAAAGAGACGGUCAUCUAUAUGGUGGCCAUGGUCACCAGGCGGUCAAGAUGCUUACCAAAUAUUUGAUAAUGCUGGUGUUGUUGUACUGACCGAUACAACUGUCUACAAAGAUGAGCACCUACACCGUUAUUUUGGAGGAGGAUGUGCAGAUUGUGGCGAUUUGGUAGCCAUUCAAUCUAAAGAAAGGGAUGGUGAAAGUCCUCCUGCUCCUGGUGAGCUGCUAGAGCCUGAACGAGUGAGGACGUUUUUUCCUGAGACGUGGCCUGAUGGAACGGCUGUAUUUGCGAGUAAGGUCCCUGAUACGAUUACUACAUGGGUGGCAAGCGCAUUUGCAGUCAAUAACGUGACCGGAUUGGGUGUACCAGCGAACACAGCAGAGUGCAUUGCAUACGUUACAUACGCGUUCUUCUACACACUGGCAUGUGGUAGUCAAGACGGCUUGAGAAUCGAGUGUUUAUACAGAGAGUUUUUUGCCAAAGUUGUUGUGGAGCUGGAGGAGAAUGACGAUCUACUUCCAGUGUCGUAUGACGUAUUCACGAAUGAAGUGGAGCCGGUUAACAGUCCGGAACGCUUUGGCUUGUCUCAACGUGUUACUGUUACUGGCAACAAUGGAACUACCGUAGUCUUUGCUGUAAAACCGAGGACAGUUGGUCGGAUAUUAAUACGAGUGAAAGCCACUUCAAGAGUGGCGGCUGAUGCUGUAGAACGUCAGUUGCUGGUUGUGCCGGAAGGUCGAGCUGUAGACUACACUCACAAUGUCUUCAUUCAACUUGAUGAAUCUGGUUAG
Molecule: messenger RNA, 1563 nt
Organism: Corticium candelabrum
Lineage: Eukaryota; Metazoa; Porifera; Homoscleromorpha; Homosclerophorida; Plakinidae
Product: CD109 antigen-like
Exons: 15
Coding region: 1-1563 (520 amino acids)
Molecular function (GO): endopeptidase inhibitor activity
Source: RefSeq, a predicted model, not a curated record